This is a messenger RNA of Lactuca sativa (garden lettuce), 1323 nucleotides long. RefSeq names its product MYB family transcription factor. Lineage: Eukaryota; Viridiplantae; Streptophyta; Magnoliopsida; Asterales; Asteraceae. The record is from RefSeq and is a predicted model, not a curated record. Gene Ontology annotation, biological process: response to red or far red light; negative gravitropism.
AUGGAAAGUGCGGCUAAACCUACAAAACCUUCAUCAAACAUAUCGGAAAUCGUCUCCCAAUUUGCGAAAGUUUGUAAGUUUAGAUCGAUCGGUGUAUUCUCCUCUGAAAACCCUACUCAUUUUCAGCACCAGGAAUUCUCUAAUGCUGUAAAAGAACUUGUCGAUGGAAUCGGAAAGACAGAUUCCGAUGAUGCAAAAGUUUUUCCUGACCUGGUUGAGGUGUGUAGUAAAAGCAGCUGGUCUGGUCAGGAAGAGAUCUCGAAGCUGUUUGAUAUAAUGUCUGAACUAAAAUUGGCAUAUGUUCAGCUCCAAGAAGCUCAUAUUCCUUAUGAUCCAGACAAAAUUAAAGCUGCUGAUGAACUUGUUUUCUCUAAUCUGGAUGGAUUGUGUAAGGUUAGGCGCUCAUUUAAAGAGAAACAGUUCCAGAAAUCAAACUCCCUUUCAGCUUGUUUGACUGUUCUACAAGCUGAAAAUAAGAUUCAAGAGAAGUCAUUAGAAAGGUUGAAGUCUCAAGCUAAAAAGAAAGAUCUUGAAAUAAGUUAUCUGAAGGGACAACUUUGUGAUUUAGAUGCAAAAAACAAGGUUAUAAUGGAAGAAAUUAACCUUAGAAAAAGGGAAGCCAUAAAUAGAUUAAAUUUCUCCUCUAUUGAUAACAUCGUUACAGAGGUUUCAAAGGGUAUUCACGAUUUUGCAAAGCCAUUAAUCGCUUUGAUGAAAGCUUCAGGAUGGGAUCUUGAUGAAGCUGCAAACUCAAUCCAAGAUUCGGUCUUGUACACUGUAAGAUCUCAUAAGAAAUACGCAUUUGAAGCUUACAUCUCACGAAGAAUGUUUUAUGGAUUUUCUUUGAAAUCCCACAAUCUUGAUGAUGUCUUGAAGUUUAACGACCCUGUUGAUGUUCUUAUAGACGACCCAAAUGGUAAUUUUGCAGAAUUCUGUAGAACAAAAUACAUGUUAAUCGUUCAUCCAAUGAUAGAAGCUUCCUUUUUUGGAAAUUUGGAUCAAAGAAACUUUGUGUCUAGUGGAAGACACCCAAUAACACCAUUUUACCAAUUAUUUGUCAAAAUGGCAAGGUGGGUUUGGCUUUUAAAAGGUAUCGCAGCUUCAGAGCCUGAAAGUGAAAUGUUUAUAGUGAAUCGAGGAAGCAAAUUCUGUGAUGAUUAUAUGGAAAGUAUUGAAGGGUGGAAAGAUGAUAUUGGGUCUGUAGAAGGGCAGUUUGGGAAUUACAAAGUUGAGCUGAUGAUCAUGCCAGGGUUUAGAAUCGGGGAUAGAUUGAUUAAGUCUCGGGUUUAUCUUUCAGAACUCAGCAAUACUAUUACUUGCUAG